Molecule: messenger RNA, 1989 nt
Organism: Yarrowia lipolytica CLIB122
Lineage: Eukaryota; Fungi; Ascomycota; Dipodascomycetes; Dipodascales
Biological process (GO): protein phosphorylation; intracellular monoatomic cation homeostasis; intracellular signal transduction
Cellular component (GO): cytosol
Molecular function (GO): protein serine/threonine kinase activity; ATP binding
Source: RefSeq, a predicted model, not a curated record
AUGGGAACUCAAAUUUUUGAAAAAAACUCUGCUGCUGCAACUUGUGCUACUCGACCCAGUGCACCCUACGGUUCCUCUCAUCCACAUCCCCACCACCACCACCACCAAACCCCCCACGCUCCCCCCUCGCCGCCACGGUCGCCGCCACACAUGAAAUCCGACGUGAUGGAGUCUGAAGCCGACGACAAGGAAAAGUCCGACUUUUCGUCCAAGGCCGCCAAAUUUGGAGCUUCGUUGCUGGGACGCAAAAAGCUGGCUGUGAACACCACCGCCAAGGAGGGAAAGUCCGCGGGGUCCGUGUCGCCACCGGUGGCCACGCCGGUGGACAAGAUUGCGCCGCGGGUGAGCAACUCAAGCGUGCGGUCCUCCGGCGCGGGCGCUGCGUCUGCAGUGGCCCAUGCUGCGUCUGCCGCCGUGCGACCGGUGACUGGAGCUGUAGGCUCGACGGCCGCCGCAGUGAGAUCGCCUCCCACGGCUGCGACUGCUGCUGGUACGGGAGCUGCUCCGCCCGCGGGUGUGCGAUCCCCAUCGACCACCCCGGCCGCCCCUGGCCCCAACUCUCGCACAACCCCCUCGCCGCUGCCCAGCCCCAUCUGUGGACCCACAGCUGCCCCCUCGGGCCGCAUUCCGCCCGCCGACUUGCGCGACGUGGGCUCGUCGGUGCGAAGCAGCAGCCGCGCAUCCAGCAGCACCACCUCGCUCACACUGAAGGAGACGCCCAAUGCAGGCGCCGCACCCACCUCUGGUGGAGUUUCGGCCGCCGCCAAAAAGGAGCCCACCAAGCGGUUCUUCGCCUACGACAACGGCACCCACGAGCAUUGCCUCAAGGCCGCAAAACGUCACGAAAAGAUUGGCAACAUGAUCAAGGAUCUGCUGGGCGCCAAAAAGCUGCGAGAUGAGGCCGUCUCUGCCGUGCCGCAGAUUCUCGCUGGCGCCAACGCCCCCAACGGAGGUAACGGCGACCUGCCCCCCUCGCUCAUGCACGGUUUCCUCAAGCAGAUCAACGAUCCCAACUCGCCGAACCCCCAGGUGCAACAUGCCCACCCUGCACCCGAAAAGGACGGAAAGAACCCCUAUGUUUGCAACCAUCCGGCCACGACAUCGGGCUCAUUCCUGGAGAAGUACGGUCGCUGUCAGGAAGUGAUUGGAAAGGGCGCCUUUGGCGUUGUGCGUAUUUCACACAAGGCGGCUGAUCGGAAAAGCGGCACUGCGGAGCAGCUGUAUGCCGUUAAGGAGUUCAAGCGCCGGCCCAACGAGACGGAAAAGCACUACAACAAGCGGCUGACGUCCGAGUUCUGCAUCUCGUCGUCGCUGCACCACCCGAACAUCAUCCACACGCUGGAUUUGUUGCAGGACGCCAAGGGCGACUACUGCGAGGUGAUGGAGUUUUGCUCUGGCGGCGACCUGUACACUUUGAUUCUGUCUGCCGGCAAGCUCGAGUUCACCGAGGCCGACUGCUUCUUCAAGCAGAUCAUCCGGGGCGUCAACUAUAUGCACGACAUGGGUGUGGCUCAUCGGGAUCUCAAGCCGGAAAAUAUUCUGCUGACGCUCAAGGGUACGGUCAAAAUUACCGACUUUGGCAACGGCGAGUGUUUUCGAAUGGCGUGGGAAAAGGAGGUGCAUCUGAGUAACGGGCUGUGUGGCUCUGCUCCUUACAUUGCCCCCGAGGAGUACCACGAGAAGGAGUUUGAUCCGCGACCGGUCGACAUUUGGGCCUGUGGAGUCAUUUACAUGGCGAUGCGAACCGGCCGACAUCUGUGGCGAACUGCCAACGCUGAGGAGGACGAGUUCUACACCCGGUAUCUGCAGGGUCGAAAGGACGAGGAUGGUUACGAGCCCAUUGAGCAUUUGAAGAGAGCGCGUUGUCGAAACGUGAUUUAUUCGAUUCUGGACCCUGUUCCGAGUAGACGGAUUACGGGCAAGCAGAUUUUGAAUAGUGAGUGGGGCCGGGAAAUCAAGGUGUGUGAGGCGGGUGAGACGGGUCAUUAA